AUGGCAACGGCGAAUGUGCGCUGGCAGAUUUCCGAGGGCGACUCACUUGCGCAAACAGACUGCCAGAUACAGGCUCACGUAACUCCUCCUCUCACCUUGAUGGCGACCCCCUCCACCUGCUUCCUCGUUUUAACUACAUUUCUUAUCGUCCCCACACCGCCUCCUGUUCAAUGCUCUGAUGUGCUUGAGAGGACGGUAAGCAGAUGGGCUCAACAGCUUUACCAGUCGAUCGUUCCGCUUCGGGAAGUGAUGGCAACGGAGUACUUGAGUAGAAUGUACAAUGGGAGCACCUUUGGUGUGCAGGAGAUGACAGACAUCUACGCUCGCAAACUGAUCGACGAUGCUAUUGCGGGACUCUCCCAAAUGAUCCGCACGAAGGAGAAGGCUCUCGAGAAACUUCGUGACAGCAUUGAAGAGGAGUAUAGGGAACAGAAGCCGCUGGAAUACGAUGAGUGCUACAUCCGUGCCAAGUCCGUCAGCCUAUUCCCUCAUCCUGUGGACGAGAACGGAACCAACAUUGUCCCCUGCAAUGAGUCUCAGUAUCUGCCUUUGGAAGCUGAUCCCCUUUUUGGGAAUACCUACCUUUUUACUCUUGCCUCAUCCUUCACUUCUUUUGCACUCGAGCUGCACUUUUUCCUCGAUGCUACCGUAGGUGCAGUGUGGGAGGUUCAGCUUGCUGACUUAAGAUUGGACUUCUUCGACUGUCGUUCCACCGCUUGGUACGUAGGAGCAGCUUCGUACCCAAUAGAAAUGAUCAUCCUCGCGGACAAAAGUGGCAGCAUGAAGGGACGUAGAAAUACAAUUUGUAAUGCUACCAUCUCUGAGCUGCUGAAUACUCUUACCGAUGAUGACUUCUUCAAUGUGAUUUAUUUCUCGGAAUCCAUAAAGUACGCGGAGGAGUACGUGAAAGAUCGUCUCAUUCAAGCUACAAGACCGAACAAGGAUCGUAUAGUGCGUGGAUUCGGCGACCACAUGCCCAACGGGACAUCGAACUUCAGGGCCGCUCUGCUGGAGGCCUUUACGCUGCUGAACAUCUCCAACAACGGUACUGGAAUAAAUCGCUGCAACAAAAUGAUCAUCCUCAUAACCGACGGUGUGCCCGAUGACUUUGAUGAUUUGUUUGAACAAUACAACCCCAAAGUGAGUAUCGCCUUUUCCUCUUCAUUCCCUCAUUUUGUCCCUAUUUAUUUGGACUUCCAAGUGGUCGUUAAAGGAGCAGCAAAACCUCUCCCCAAAGAGUUAACAAGCCCCUUCGACAAUGUUCAACCUACUUGGCUUUCAUCCUCAUUUCCCACUUUAUCUACACGACAGAAAAACAUCCGUGUUUUCACAUUCCUUCUUGGUCAACAUUCAGCGGACGAGAGCAUUGUCCGGAGAAUUGCUUGCAACAAUCGCGGUAAAACCUACAGCCUAACAUUUCCUAUUGUAGGCAUGGAUGCCAACAUAGCAAACCUGGCCGACGUGAAGGAGAAUGUGCUGAAACUCACACCAGAGAAUUUCACUUCUCCCACUGAACCAACAUUGAAUGCAACUGCUGUGGAUAACACUACGGUGGUGGAGGAGGUGAUGCAAGGAGACGAUCCGGGCCCCAACAAUGUGCUAUUGCCACCACUGAAACCCUUCAAAGCAGCGGAUUCGCAAUUCUUCGUCACACUGUCUCGAGCCGCCUACGACAAAACUAAUGCCAGCGUUGAAAACAAUCACGGCAUUCUUCUCGGAGUCACUGGACUCGACAUUCCGAUGGAUGACAUUCAAAAUACUCUAAGAAGCUGGAAGACAGGACCUCUAUCAUACUUCUUCGGCGUGACGAACAACGGAUUUGUAUUGUUUCAUCCCAACUACCGACCAAUGCAUGGUACACAGUUAAAACGAUACUACCGCAAUGUGGACAUAGAUGAGGUUGAGCAACCGCUUGGAUUUGCGCUGGAUCCAUUGAGAAAAUCUCUGAUCGAUCGACUGUGCACAUCCGUUGUUGUGACGACCAUGAUAACGGCGGAGGACUUUCUCUCGGGUCUACCUAUGACGAAGAAGGUCUUCACAUCACCUCUUCCGGACACUCCCUUCGCCUUUGGCCUGGCUGUGCGGUGGGUGGCGGAGGCCAACCGUGGAUUUCCUAUUCCAAAAUAUGAUACUCAAAAAUUUUGGCGUCAAGGCAUGGUUCGUGCCGCAGAUACAAUAGUACUGGAUCCGCGGUUUAUGAAUCCAUCCCAGUCUUGUGAACUCGAUGAAACUCGACCUUUUGGAGCAAUGCUGGCCCCGCUGAGCUUUUGCAAAUUUCGAAGAGAGCCUCUGCGCCUAUUCAUGGACCAUCCUCUCUGCGUCUUGAGAAAUGUUGUCCUUGACAACAAACUGAGAAGUGAAAAUGAGUGCGAUAUGGACCACAUAGGUAGGAUCGUCAUGGAUGCAAAAGCAACCGCAAGCAUUUAUGAUUACUGGCGAGGAAAAGUUGACAAUUCAACCAUUCGAAGGUGGGUUGAGCAUGAGUCCAAGCCAUGCUUUCAUCACAUUUAUUCCAGGUUUGACAUACAAAGAGCCUUCAGCGUGCAUCAUUCGGGCCUCCUGCGUUACUUCAAUUUCUCUGAGUCGCCCUACGGGGAAUUCUUAGAAGAAAUUAACAAAGGAACAGAGAGUUCCUUCUACAAAUCCACCGUUCUCCUGUCAACCUUUUACGAAAACAUGAAAAUGAUGGUGUUUAGACCACCUCCAAAGCAAGUAUUCAGGAGUUUUUUGGAGAAGAACACCUCCGUCCCAAUGAUCAUUUCAAGCGUUAUCAGUAGUCCAGCCUCCGAGGCCGUUGCUAUGGGGAUAGCUGGAUUGGAAUUAAGCUACCGAAAAUUUAGUGACAUCUUUUUAACACUCGUAAGCAGUUGCGACUCUACCGAUUGUCCGAGAUGCGACGAGCCGGGUGUACAGUGCUUCCUCACAACCACUGCAGGGCAAAUUAUCCUUUCUACAGCCGGAGAAAAGGCGGUGAGUCGAAACAUAAAGGAAUUGGAUUGCGCUUUGAUGGAAGCUCUUGUCGCAGCAAAUAUUAUGACCGAGCGUGAAGUUUACGACUUUCAGGCCAUUUGUAUCGAGGUUGUUACACCGGAUCUAAACUACGCAUCUCGAUUGUUCUCCGUAACCCAUCGCAUUUAUCCUCAAAUGCCUCGGACACGCUCUCAAGAAGCUCUUUGUGUAAGUGCGAAGCAGAGGGCCCAGAUGGCUAUCGCUAGCUGGUGGCUUAUGGGAUCGAGGAUGGCGGCUCAAGGAGUAUGGGACACAAUGCCUCCUAUUCAAGGCGAGUUUGUUCACAUCAGUGAUCCCAUUUCUCCACCUGAUACCUCGCCGUUCAACUUUCGGGAUGGUGAUGACCACUUCGGCUACUCACAACGCGGCUCUGUCGAUUUCUCUCUCCCUGGCCGCACAAACAGCCUCGAUGAUCCAUUCUAUCGUGACUACGAGGUGCUGAAGCCCUUCGAGCCUCAACAGACCUCCACACUCACGGAAUCUUCUACUGAAUCACUUCCAGACAUGGAGGUCUCAGUCGCCCCCACCAAAGAUGAGACCAUUCCAACUUCGGAUCUUCCCCUUUUUUACGAGACUGCACAUUUUUACGCCCAAAAGAACUACUUCUUUGAAGAUCCUGAAGACCCUUGGUUGAUGCAACAGCAGGCCUUCUCAGAGUUGAACAUGUGCUACGCCAAUGAACCCACUCUAACUCCACAGCCCUCAUCACCGUCAUCUCGCCUUUUCAAUGUCUCUGUAAAUGAGACAUUAGAACUCAUUGACCUCACCCAAGCAGUGACUACCAGGGAGCCCUUACACAUCUUGUCAGGCAAUGUGACUCUGAUAAACGAGACGGCGCAAACGAAUGACACGAAGACAACGGCAGUCCCUCCACGGAAAGUGAACACAAUCCCGGGCACGUUGCUACGAUGUGUGCAGCGAAUUGUACAAAUGCGGUGCCAUGCCGCAGUGCACAGCAACAAUCAGAUCGGACGUCAUGCCUGUGAAGUGAUGUGCGAUGCAGUGCGGCAGCGGAUGCCACAGUUGACUGAAUUUCUACACGACUGCCGUCAGCCGUUGGAUGCGUGCACCCAACGUCACAGCAUAUUUUACCUUAACAAGGAAGCACAUGCUGGAAGGGGGCAGCGGACAUCUUAUGGCUAUGGCGGUGGUGGCAGUGAUAGAGGAAUUGGUGCACUACCUAAACUUCAUUCUGGUAUUUACUGCCGGACCUGUGGGACGGCGAUGAAGAUUCGAUUAUUGUCUCGAAAUCCUGCCGACUAUUUACGAGAAACAGCAGAUGACAUAUUUAAAAUGCCUCGUAACUACUCUGCUACGGAACAUCCUUUUGCUGCCGAAAGGGAAUAUGUUAGGGCUUUAAAUUCAGCCAAACUAUCUCGAAUGAUGGCGAAACCUUUUCUUGGCUGUCUUGAGGGCACUACUGAUACAAUGACUGUCAUGUCACUAAACACAGAGACAGUCGGCUUAGCUGUUUUUGGUACAGCGGAUGGAAAAAUUCAAUAUUGGGAAAUCGGGAAUCGAAAGCUUGUACAUGAGGCUCCAGCCCACGCUGGUGAAGUACGAGGUGUCUGUCAAUAUCAUAAAUCUCAAUUAAUGUAUUCAUGUGGUUUGGAUUGUCAGUUGAAACAGUGGCGUAUGGACCACAGUAAUAUUGGAUCGGCUUGGUCAGAACCGCUUAAUACGGUGCUUCUUGAUUGUACACCACUUUGUCUCGACCACCACCCUUCGAUGGAUGCGUUUCUCGUUGGUACGCCCGAAUCUUGUCUUCUUUAUCACUCCACGCGUUUGGAUGUUCCCGUUCGUGAGUGGACUUGGGGUCGGGAGGCCAUACAUCAGGCUACCUUUAACCCAGUAGAGCACAAUCUCGUUGGAAUUUUGACUAAGGAUAACUCUAUUAUUCUGGCUGACACACGGGAGGAUAGUCCCUUGCGGAAGCUGAAAAUGAACCUCAAAUUGAACUCAUUUUCAUGGAAUCCAAUGGAACCAUACGUAUUUACUGCUGCCUGUGAGGACUACAAUCUCUACACAUACGAUUGCCGCUUCUUCAGGCAUCCAAAAAGGGUAUUUAUUGGUCACACCAAUGCUGUCAUGGCUGUGGAUUACUCCCCUUCUGGCAGAGAAUUCGUUUCGGGCUGUUACGAUGGGACUGCAAGUUAUCAUUGCAUUCUGACCAAGCUCUACAUUUCCAUGCGAAUUGUGCUGAGUUCUAUACGCCUGUGGAGUGUUGAGCAGACCUCUUCAGUAGACGUCUACCACACGCGACGCAUGAAGCGUGUGUUGACAGUUAAGUUCACUCUCGACGGUCGCUUUAUUCUCUCUUCCUCUACGGAUCAGAACGUGCGCUUGUGGAAGGCGCAUGCAUCGGAGAAAUUAGGCCCCAUGAAACCGCGAGAACGGGAGUCCCUGGCCACGGCAGAGGCACUGAGAGAGAAAUAUAAAGAGCACCCGGAGGUGCGUCGAAUCCUUCGCAACCGCCAUGUGCCUAAAUCCAUCUAUGCAGCAACAAAGGAGCAUCGCAUCAUUCGCGCUAAGGAGAAGAGGAAGCUGCGCAACGUGCGCAUCUUCAACCGCUCCAAUGUGCCUGUGGUGCCAGAAAAGGAGAAGCACACUGCUUCGCUGUACAAAUAG
Messenger RNA from Hydatigera taeniaeformis, 5637 nucleotides. NCBI's taxonomy places the organism in Eukaryota, Metazoa, Platyhelminthes, Cestoda, Cyclophyllidea, Taeniidae. The record is from the annotation of a GenBank genome assembly.